GCGGCCACGUGAAGGACGCACGUUCAUCGGGCAGCUCACGUGACUAGAGCGCGCUGCGGCUGCCCGGGCGGACCCGGCGAGAGGCGGCCGCGGCGGUGGCGGUGAUGGACGGGUCCGGGGAGCAGCCCAGAGGAGGCGGGCCCACCAGCUCUGAGCAGAUCAUGAAGACAGGGGCCCUUUUGCUUCAGGGUUUCAUCCAGGAUCGAGCAGGUCGGAUGGGGGGGGACACAUCAGAGCUGGCCUUGGAGCAGGUGCCCCAGGAUGCUUCCACCAAGAAGCUGAGCGAGUGUCUGAAGCGCAUCGGUGAUGAACUAGACAGUAACAUGGAGCUUCAGAGGAUGAUUGCAGCUGUGGACACAGACUCCCCCCGAGAGGUCUUUUUCCGAGUGGCAGCUGACAUGUUUGCUGACGGCAACUUCAACUGGGGCCGGGUUGUCGCCCUUUUCUACUUUGCCAGCAAACUGGUGCUCAAGGCCCUGUGUACCAAGGUGCCAGAGCUGAUCAGAACCAUCAUGGGCUGGACGCUGGACUUCCUCCGAGAGCGGCUACUGGGCUGGAUUCAAGAUCAGGGUGGUUGGGAUGGCCUCCUCUCCUACUUUGGGACCCCCACGUGGCAGACAGUGACCAUCUUUGUGGCCGGAGUGCUCACCGCCUCUCUCACCAUCUGGAAGAAGAUGGGUUGAGGCCACCAGCUGCCUUGGACUGUCUUUUCUGCAUAAAUUAUAGCAUUUUGGGGGGAGGAAUGGGGAUUGGGGGAUGUAGGCAUUUUUCUUACUUUUGUAAUUAUUGGGAGGGGUGGGGAAAAGUGGCCUGGUGGAGGUGGGGGACAAUAAACUUCCUUCAGGCCACA
Molecule: messenger RNA, 850 nt
Organism: Ictidomys tridecemlineatus (thirteen-lined ground squirrel)
Lineage: Eukaryota; Metazoa; Chordata; Mammalia; Rodentia; Sciuridae
Gene: Bax
Product: BCL2 associated X, apoptosis regulator
Biological process (GO): extrinsic apoptotic signaling pathway in absence of ligand; mitochondrial fusion; intrinsic apoptotic signaling pathway in response to DNA damage
Cellular component (GO): mitochondrial outer membrane
Molecular function (GO): BH domain binding; channel activity
Source: RefSeq, a predicted model, not a curated record